AUGUUCGAUAUGAAGGAGAAGUAUGACACUAUCCCGCCGCCUGUUUCUCACCCGCAGGACGGCCAGAAGAGCUCCAAGGCAAAGAACUUUGCCAGACACUGCUUGAUAGCCGUGUUUCUGUGCUUGACGGUCUUUGUUGUGCUCCAUAAACCUCACUUCCCGCAGAAGUACAUCGAUGCUGUGAAGGAUGCAGCAUCCUCGAGACAUGACAAGCAUGCCUCCACCACCACAGAUCCAGACAACUCGAAGAAGGUACCAUUUGAAGCACAUAUUAUGAGCAAGUGUCCGGAUGCGCAGUCAUGUCUGCAUGACCUAGUGGUGCCGGCCAUGGAGCAGGUUCACCGGAAAGUCGACUUCAAGCUCUCUUUCAUCGGAUCAGCCUCAAAAGACUCAUCUGCUGUAUCCUGCCGCCACGGCCCACCUGAGUGUGUAGGUAACAUUCUGAUGCUCUGCGCAGCCAACCUUCCGUACCCACCACUUGUCGCCAGCUCCUCUUCUUCGCCGGAAUCCAAGUCCUGCCCCAACUACGAAACAACGCCCGUUGUUCGAUAUCUUGGUUUCGCCAACUGCAUGAUAUCUGAAUACCAAGAUAUCCCUGACCGCGCUCUAGUCCAGGACUGCGCACUUGAGUACGGAAUCAGCUUCAACGCCCUGAACAAGUGUGCCAGUCGCCAGAGCGAUGAGGGUGAUGAAGCCCGUGAUGGCCACGAGGACUGUGACCAUGGACCAAGCGGCCUUGCUCUGAUGAGGAAGAGCUUCCAGCACAGCGCAAAUGUCGGCGUCACAAAGAGCUGUACCGUCAGAGUGGACAAUAAGUUCUGGUGCAUCCGUGACGGCGGUCAGUGGACGGACUGUGGUGAAGGCAACGAGAGAAGCGAUGUCUCUGUCCUAGUCAAGGAGAUCGAACGCCUCUGGGACGAGAGAAACUAG
Molecule: messenger RNA, 930 nt
Organism: Trichophyton rubrum CBS 118892
Lineage: Eukaryota; Fungi; Ascomycota; Eurotiomycetes; Onygenales; Arthrodermataceae
Exons: 2
Coding region: 1-930 (309 amino acids)
Molecular function (GO): oxidoreductase activity, acting on a sulfur group of donors, disulfide as acceptor
Source: RefSeq, a predicted model, not a curated record